Messenger RNA from Meyerozyma guilliermondii ATCC 6260, 1941 nucleotides. RefSeq lists its product as uncharacterized. The record is from RefSeq and is a predicted model, not a curated record. The transcript has a single exon. Bases 1 to 1941 code for a protein of 646 amino acids. Lineage: Eukaryota; Fungi; Ascomycota; Pichiomycetes; Serinales; Debaryomycetaceae.
AUGGCUGAGUACUUCACCCAGUUACUUCCACUGCUGGACAGGGGUAAUGGGGGAGGAGACGAUAGCCUGGGCACGAAAGUAGAGUUUCGAGAUCCACGCAUAGAGCUUUUUUUGGUUUACAAUCCUUCGCUUGUCAGUGCAAAUUCCGAAUCAUUUGAAGAGUUAUCGAAGCAAAUUGUGUGCUGUAUAUCUCCCAAUGGCUCAACCAAGUGGAAGCUUGAGUUACAGACAAACAUAGUUGGUUUAAUCCAAGGGCUCGAGUCACUUUCGCAGUCCAUAAGUGAAACGAACCCACAGAAUUCGUGGUCGUUCAACUCGCUCGAUUCGAGAGUUAUUGUUCAAAGGAUGGAAAACGAGUACUAUUUUGCUUGUUGUGUUGCAUUUCCAGAUUCUCACAAGGAAACCAACAAAAUGGAGGUUACAACACUACGUAUUGCCAGCAAUAUUACCCAGGCUUAUGGCUAUUUCACACUCCUCAAUUCCACCAUGUCGAACUUGGCAAAGGAAUAUAAUAACGAAGUUUUGGAGCUGACGCUUCGGGAGUUUUGGAGCAAUUAUGUCGAGUCAUACAAUGCAAAUGGCUGUGAAGCGUUGAACCGCAAAGGGCUCCUAGGACUUUUGCCCAGUUCAAAACCUGUUUUCAAGAGAUCAACUGCCUCACUCGGACCAGCAGCUCUGGAAAUUGUAAGGCUUCUAGGUGAGAGUGUAUGCUUAAAAGAAGUCGAGCCUUCUGCGGUGCUUGUAUCUUGCUUUGACCGCUCACUUCCUAAAAGGUAUGGCUCCUUAUACAUGGACACUGUGAAAUCCAGCACUAUUUCUCGAGAUUCAUUACUUUGUUUGUACAACUAUCUUGAAGAUCUCGACUAUUCCGAUCGAAUGAGCGAAGUGUCAAAAAUCACGAAUAAAACGGUAUUUUCUACGGCCGAAAUCACACAAGAAGAAACGGAAACCAGUACCGAAGCAGCGGGGCUCACUCUGGCAGCGCUAGAUUUAUUGAAUCCUAUUCAUCUAGCCAAUAAUUUGGUUGUUCUGCCCGUCAAUUACACUGUGAGUGGAAUGAAAAAUACGUUUAGCCAAGAGGGUUGGUUGCCUCGAUGGAUGGGUGGGCUGUCUCAAGUCGAAUCCACUUUAUCUGAGGAAAACGAAGAAGAUGAGGUUGAUCAGAACGUUUACUUGACGGGCCCCAAUUCGAGUGUGAUACUUUUCUUGGACACGCUGGAUGGUUUCCAACAAUUCCGAUUGGUGACAUAUCAAAGCAGUAAAAGUGGUGUGAGCAUAACAUUAGUGUUUGAUGCAACGUUUUCUGAGCUCGAUAAAGACUCGUUUUACCAACAAUUGUCUUCGGAAGUUCUCGAGCUUGCAAUGGAAGACAUUGAAAGUAUUAUUACAGGCACCAAUGCACUUGGAAAUAGCCUCAGUUCGCUUCCACAAUCUAUUAACGGUAUAAAUCCAGCUUGUCAAAAAGCUCAGUCGGUAGAUGUUGACUCGAACUUUUUUUUCGUCACCUACGACAUGGAAAAUGGAUCCUUCAAGUCAUCAUUACCGUACCUUCCAAGCAUAUCGCCCACAUCCAUUGGCACCAAAUUCAAAAUCGUCAUGCACCAUUUGCACAAUCAACUAAUAGACAUCUUGUUAGCGAGAAGAGAGGGUGAUUUUUUCACCCAAGCAUCCACCGAAUAUUUUCACAAGUUCAGUGCCAACAAGCAUAAUGAUUGGAUGCUCUACUAUUUGAAGUAUCAAGAGAAGUAUAUUAUAAUCAUCAAGAAUCAUUCCAAACUAGCGAAAAAGAGAAAGCAACAGAACAUACCCGAUAUUCCUCCGUCGUUAUUGGCACAGAUCACCAACGGUGUAUACGAUUAUGCACCAUUAGGAUUUUUGGACAAUCUCGGCGACGAUAUUAAGGUGUGGCUUGAGAAGUUGACCACAUCAGACGUUGCCUGA